GUUUUAUUCCUCCCGUUCUGUUCAUAGACUUGUAUUCACAAAAUGAAGAACAAUUUAGCUGAAAUGCAGCGUUGGUAUGAAGGCUGGGUGCAAAACGGCGGAGACUCCAGGCAGAUACCGGCCAGUGUGAAAACUGGCAGGUUCACACCGGUAUCCAAGGAGCUGCUUGAUCUGCGCAAGCCCAUGGACCAGAGCGGCGGCAGCAGCAACAGCAACGGGAAGAAGCCGUUGGCACCGGCUCCUGUUAGUCAGCAGGCUGCGAUUACUAGCAGCCAGCAGACUGUUGCUGCCAACAGCCGACCAGUUCAUCACGCCCAGCCUGCCUAUAGUCUGAUUGACAUUGAUGACGACGACGACGACUUUCAAGAUGAUUGGCGAAGUACGCGGAGCCGACAGCCGAACCGGGCAGCUCCACAGCCACCAGCUGCUCUAAAAAGCGGGCCACAGAUGGAUGUGGAUGACGAUGUAGACUUUGCGAUCAUUGACAACGAUGAAGAAGAGGCGCUGCGGGAAAUGGAGAUGGAGAUGGAGAUGGGAGGCGCGCACAAUUCUGUGCAGCCGCGGUCAAAAAAGUCUGCACCGGAGCCUGAGGUUGUGGAUAUUCCGGAUGACUCACUGAAUGUGUACGAUUUGGAUGACUGGGACGAUAUUUUGAUUAUGGACGACGACGACGAUCAUGGCCAGCCGGUAGUGCAGCAGACACUGCCUCCAAGAGUGGCGGCACAGGCAAGCACCGUAUCUAGCAUAUCGAAUAUGGCCACUGACACUAUCGAUCUAGUCUCGGACAUCGACGAUGACCUGCUGUUUGCUGAUAUAGAGGAUACACCUCGGAAGCCACCGGUUCCGCCACCGCAGCAGAGCCAGCCGGAGAGUGGUACGAAGAGAUCGCGUGUAUCUGGCGGCAGCUCGGUUGACUUGUGGUCUGGCCAGAGCAGAGCCAAGCGAGUCAGUACUGGCAAUGGAGUUUUUUCAGGAGAAUCAGAAUAUGAAACGGCAGCCAGUGCCGAUGAGCUCGAGCUGAUUGACAACGCGACGCUGCUUCAGAUGGUCGAUGAUGCGACUCGGGAAAGUCCUCAUGGGAGUUCGAUACAUAACAACCAGCAGACAUCGUCGCUUAGUCCUACCAUGGCACGAGCACAGAUACAGUCGUCGCCAAUGGUGGCAGCACCAGCAGUGUCGAUCAGCUCCGAUCCCAAUGUAAGCGAGCGGCUGGCGUACUUGGCGAAGGAGAAGGCGCGGAUCAGCGACCGGAUCUGUGACCUCGAGUUUGACGAUGAGAUUCGGAAUGACAACGAGAUUUCGCUGCUGAAACAACAUCGCACAGAUAUCAUGAAUGAGAUGAAGCAGCUGAAGAGCCAAGGUGCUGUCAGUCUGCCAGUGCCAGUACCAGUACCAGUACCAGUACCCGGCAUUAGCAGCUACAAUAGCAGUUGUAAUGGUGGAUUUGGGGCUACCAACGGAUAUACCAGCGUCACAAUGAGCUCGGCACCGGUGGCAACCAGCAUUGCGAGCCAGCGGGCGUAUGAACCGCUAGCGCCAUCAUCGUCAGCCCUGAUCAAGCCGUCGGAUCCGGAGCCGAACCAGCAGGAGAUCACGUAUCCGUGGACAGGCGACGUGUACAAGGCGCUGCGGCAGGUGUUCAAGAUGAAGGAGUUCCGGUCGCGGCAGCUGGAGGCGAUCAACGCGACGCUGUCGGGCAAGGAUGUGUUUGUGCUGAUGCCGACUGGUGGUGGCAAGAGUCUGUGUUUCCAGCUGCCGGCGAUAGUGCUGAAGGGCAACACCCGCGGUGUGACGAUUGUUGUGUCGCCGCUGCUGUCGCUGAUGCAGGACCAGGUGGAGCACCUGAUCGCCUGGGGGAUUCCGGCGCUGUCGCUGAGCGGGACGCUGACAGCAGAGCGGCGCAGCAGCGUGUUCCGUGAGCUGGAGGCGGCAGAGCCGCGGCUCCGGCUGCUGUACGUGACACCGGAGAUGCUGGGGAAAAGUGGGCAGGCGCAGGCAGCGAUCGACAAGCUGUACCAGCGACGGCAGCUGGCGCGGUUUGUGGUGGACGAGGCGCACUGCCUGUCACAGUGGGGACACGAUUUCCGACCAGAUUAUAAGCACCUGGGGGAGUAUCACCGCAAGUACCCGGACGUGCCGUUCAUGGCGCUGACGGCGACAGCGAACGCCAAAGUGCGACUGGACAUUGUGACGCACCUGCACAUGGAAGGGUGCCUGACAACAACGUCGUCAUUCAACCGUCCGAAUCUGUUCUACGAGAUCCGGCCCAAGACCGCGUCAACCAAGGACGACAUCCAUGCGCUGAUAGCGGCGCGGCACGCGGGGGAGUCGGGGAUCAUUUACUGCACGAGCAAGAAAAGCUGCGAGAUGAUGGCGCAGGACCUGCGAUCACGGUACGGGGUCAGCGCAGAGCACUACCAUGCGGGACUGGAGAAGGAGGACCGGAUACGGGUGCAGCGGGCGUGGCAGCGCAAUGAAUUGCAGGUGAUCGUGGCGACUGUUGCGUUCGGGAUGGGGAUAGACAAGCCAGACGUGCGGUUCGUGAUCCAUCACUCUCUGCCGACGUCGCUGGAGGGAUACUACCAGGAGACGGGGCGGGCGGGACGCGAUGGCAAGCCGGCAGUGUGUGUUCUGUUCUACUCGUACCGCGACAAGGCAUCGCUGGACUUUAUGAUUGACCGUGGAGACGGCGACUGGGAGCUGAAGGAGCGGCAGCGGCAGCAGGUGCGGCAAGUGGUGCAGUUCUGCGAGAACGUGGCGGACUGCCGGCGACAGCUGGUGCUGGCGUAUUUUGGCGAGCAGUUCGACACCGAUCGGUGCGCAGGCACGUGUGACAACUGCCGAGGGCGGCACGACAAGCAGCUGGAGCAGGCAGACAUGACGGCAGAGGCAGGCGCUCUGGUGCAGUCGGUUCAGCGCGUGGGGCAGGGCGGUACCAAGAUGACGCUGCUGCAGCUGGCCGAUAUCUUUAAGGGAUCAAAGGCACGGCAGUUGGUCAGCAAGGGCUUUGACCAGCUGCCAGCGUACAACCGUGGACACACGCUGACCAAGUCUGAUGCAGAGCGGGUGUGCCACCAGCUGGUGCUGCGGCAGAUCCUGGAGGAGUACUGCGAGAGCAAUGCAAUGGGCUAUGUCAGUUCGUAUGUGCGGGUGGGGCGCAAUGGUGGCCGCGUACUGCAGGGCCAGCUGCGGGUGGUGCUGCAGCUGGUGAGGGACAAGAAGGGCGGCAGGGCUGCAAAGGCUGCAAAGGCUGCAAAGGCCCCGAAGACCGCAAAGGUGCCCAAGGCGACUGGGCCAAGCAGGACUUCGAUGUCCACGUGGCUCGAGGCACCAGCACAGCCGCUCAAAAGCCGUGGGCGACACGGGCGGGAGCAGAGCAGUAUGGCAAGCAGCGACGAUGGCGGCGAUGAUUUUGCAGGCCCGGGCAGAGCAAUGCCGAACGUGACGGUGUUCACCAACAACACAUCCAAGCAUUUCCGGAGCGCAACCAAUGCGGGCGCCCCAAGUAGCUCAUCAAUUAAGCCUAUGUCGUUCCGGCGGCAGUAGCAAAAAAAAAAA
Linderina pennispora is the source of this 3558-nucleotide messenger RNA. RefSeq names its product ATP-dependent DNA helicase. Gene Ontology annotation, biological process: double-strand break repair via homologous recombination; DNA replication. Lineage: Eukaryota; Fungi; Kickxellomycota; Kickxellomycetes; Kickxellales; Kickxellaceae. Gene Ontology annotation, molecular function: nucleic acid binding; four-way junction helicase activity; ATP binding. The transcript is spliced from 5 exons. Gene Ontology annotation, cellular component: RecQ family helicase-topoisomerase III complex; chromosome; cytoplasm. The record is from RefSeq and is a predicted model, not a curated record. Bases 43 to 3546 code for a protein of 1167 amino acids.